Sphaerulina musiva SO2202 is the source of this 807-nucleotide messenger RNA. RefSeq lists its product as uncharacterized. The transcript is spliced from 2 exons. The record is from RefSeq and is a predicted model, not a curated record. The annotation marks the transcript as partial. NCBI's taxonomy places the organism in Eukaryota, Fungi, Ascomycota, Dothideomycetes, Mycosphaerellales, Mycosphaerellaceae.
CAUGCGUCCCGCUGUCAGCCUCAGUUCCCCGCCUACGGUGUGCCUGGGGAUCAAGCAUGCUCGAGCCGAGGAUUUGGUACAUAGCAUCAGCGUGCAGUGGCGGGCAGAGCAAACGAUACUUUUUCAGAGCCUUAUAAGCCACGAUGGAGAGUCCAUAAACGAUGAACAAGCUGGUGUGCGAACCGUGGGUGGAUCAUCGGGAAACGGCCGCUUCAACUUACAGGGGAUAGUAUGUAUCAUCGCUGAAGACGAGAAGAGUCUCCGGCGUCGUCAGCGAGAGGCGGCGUAUGGUCUGCAUAUGAUGCAUCGAGGACCCGCCAACGGUGUCUGAAGUCUGCCACCAUCAUGCUAGUCGACAAUAAAAUACUAUUCUGAGCGGACAGCAGAUAUAACACAGAUUCUCAUGCGACGGAGCUCUGUAUAGAGAUAUAAGUAUUAGCUAACAAGUAUACAGUGGGGAGGCAGCCAACCUACCACACAACAUCUUGCCGAGCGGAAUAAAAGCUUUAGUGCAACCAUGGCUAUUCAACACACUUCCUCCCGCAACCACAACCAGUUGAUGCGUCAGAACUCAGAAAAGUGAGGACAUCAGAGAUUCCAUUUGCUAUGUUACGAAUCAUCAGCAACAAAGAUGCUACACUUUCCCAUCAAUACUGCACGUACUUGCAAAAUCACUCAUCCCGAUCAGAACGACGAAAGAUACAUUCUACCAACCGGCUUUUUGAAGUACGCAACCAGCCACCACAGCAACAGCAACAGCGACAGCAUCGUACGAAAGUAGAGUUUUAAUUGCCGAACAUCGACUCG